Molecule: messenger RNA, 3104 nt
Organism: Rhododendron vialii
Lineage: Eukaryota; Viridiplantae; Streptophyta; Magnoliopsida; Ericales; Ericaceae
Exons: 2
Coding region: 1867-2541 (224 amino acids)
Source: RefSeq, a predicted model, not a curated record
GCCAAGAGCUAGCAACUGCAAAUUUUGAGAUGCAGCAACUUGCAGAGCAUUGAAUAUGCCCAUGGUUGAGCACCUUAUCAACAAUUGCCCGUUUCUCAACGUUAAUUUUCCUUGGCUAUAUAAUUUGAUGAUGUACUCUUGCAUUAGUGGGCUUGUCUGGGCUUGUGUAAUUCGGGGCUUGUAUACAUUGAGAUUGAGAGCAAUUUUUGAGUAAUCACAUCCUCACAAUUUUUCUCAACUUACAUUUCAUUUUCGUAAUUCAUAGAAGAACAUUAUGGAUCAAUACAAUUUUUCAUUUUCGGAUAGUUGGUCAGUUGGGAACGAUGUUGCGAAUGAUGUUCCUUAUGGGGAGAGCAACUCCUACGUUGGGCGUGAUUACACAGCCGAAUUUACAACUGACCAGGUUAGUUAUUACUGUUGUUAUUAUACAUAUUUGUUACUUAUUUUGAAAGUAGGUUGCAUAAUGUUGUGCUUAUACGUAUUCAUUUUUUUUGUUAUAGAUAUUUGAAACUAGAGCUGUCAUGUUAGAUUGGGUGCGGAGAGUUGGUAAAGAAAAUGGUUUUGUGAUUGUCAUAAGUAAAUAUGCUAGUAUAAAGGGCAAGAAGAUGCCGAAGUGCAUUCAAAUUUGUGAAAUGGGAUGAUUGUACAAACCACCACCAGAAGGGCAUUCAAUGCAAAGGAUUACUGGAACUAAAAAAUGUGAAUGCCCAUUUAAGCUGCGAGGUGUAGCACAACUUCCAGACGGUGUCAUGUGGAGUUUGAAGGUUGUUACAGGUUUUCAUAACCAUGAACCAGCUGAAAGUUUUGAGGAACAUUAGUAUCCGUCAAGGCUGACCCCAAUCCAGCAGCAAUUAGUUCGUGACAUGUCUACCAGCAUCGCGCCUCGAGAAAUUCUUAGUUUCAUGAGACAACAAGACUCAUCAAUUAGUACAGGAAUCAGGAGUAUUUACAAUGUGAAGGCAUUGUAUAAGAAAAAGCAACUGGGGGGUCUAUCUCCUAUUGGGUACAUCUUGAAAGAAUUAAAUGAAAAAAAUACAUUUAUGACUAUCUUAUAAAUGAACACACCAAAAAAAUCACAGAUAUUCUUUGGGUUCAUCCUAGAAGCCUAAAGCUAUUUGUCAACUUUCCGUUCGUGUUGAUUAUUGAUGCGACGUACAAGAGUAAUGAGUAUCGAAUACCACUCUUGGAAGUUGUGAGUAUCACAUCCACAAUGAAAACUUACUCUCUUAUGUUUGCAUAUUUGAGUAAUGAGACGAAAGAGCAACUGAUAUGAGCGUUGGAUACCUUAAAGAGAUGGAUGGUUGAAAAAGGGGCAACUUUGCCAUCGUCGUUGUUUCAGAUAGGGAUCUGGCGCAUCUUGGCGCCAUUGGAAUAUGUUUUCCCUUCGCACAACACAUUCUUUGUAUUUGGCACAUAAACCAAUGUGUAAUGAAGAAGUGCAACCCUAUGCUUGGUACGAGGUGGGAUGAGUUUUCUAAUGCAUGGCAGUUGCUUAUUUAUUCAUCGACACCGAUGUCUUUGCAACAUAGGUGGAAUGCCAUGUGCGGGGAGUUUGAGCAAUACUCCAAUGCCAUACAAUACCUUUGGGAUACAUGGUUAGGUCCUUACAAAGAGCGGUUUGUUGCAGCAUUUAUAAACUAGUUUAUGCACCUUAGGAGCAAUUCAAGCCAAAGGGCGGAGUCUGCGCAUGCGAGGCUCAAACGAUACUUGGGAGAUACCAUGUCCUCGCUUCAAACAUCUUUUUAGAAAAUAGAAAAGAUGUUGACCAGUCAGUACGGGGAUAUUCAAGAGUCGUUCCAGAAAUCUCUUAACAUUCCAUGACACAUACAUCUACAUGAAGGCAUUUAUAGUGAAAUCAGAGGUCGCAUGUCAUUACAGGCAAUGAACUUGAUCCAUAAGCGGGCACAACGCACUGAUAACGAAGCCGGCCUUUGCUUUUGUAAGAUCAAAAGGACACACGGAUUGCCAUGCUUUCACGAUAUUGUACUUUUCCGUUUUGUGGACAGGCCAAUUCCAUUAAGCGCUAUCCACCCUCACUGGAGUACGUUGUCCAUGCACGCCCAGAGGCAUAUUGACGAGGGAGCACGAUCCGGCAGGGCAGCGCUGAUUGAAAGAUUAAAUGAAAUGGAUUCCGACAGUCGAGAGUCUAUGAUGGAUAGGUUUCUCUAUAUGGCGGAUCCAUCUCAUUACACAGUUCGACCCCUAACAUACAACACAGAACACAGGGGUCGACCUACAAGCAGAGAUAAGCAUAAUAGAGGUCGCAUACCUUCUGUAACAGUAUCCACUUCAGAAUCUUGGGCCUCACGUAUUCCAACAUCGCGAAGGAGCAAUGGGAGGGAUCACCUCGUUCUGAAAUUUUCUGAUCAGUAUCAGCGUUAUAUUUCCCACUGUGUUGACGUUCGAUCCGACUGUCAUUGUGGCUUCAGGGCGAUAGCCGCGCAACUCUAUGGUUCUGAAGAUGAAUGGGCUCAAGUACGACAGGACCUUAUCCAAGAGAUUGAACAAAAUUGGGUCCUGUAUGAUCAGCUUUAUCCAUAACGUGAUUAUGUAUACCAGGUGCUACAAAGACUUCGUUGCUUUUAGCCAUCUACACCAGAUGAUCAUUGGAUGGAUUCUAUACCAUUGGGACUUGUCAUCGCAUCAACGCACAAUGUUGUAUUGCAUACAUUUGAUAUGAUUGCUUCAAGUUGUCUCACUCAAUUGCCAUUGAGCUCCCAUCCAGUUUCAUUCGCAGUGCGCAAACAUAUAGCUAUUGGCCAUGUUAAUGGCAAUCACUUCGUGCAAGUUUUCCUACACCCUCAUUACCCUGUACCACCCAUCAUCAUAUGGUGGAGGCCAAAUGCAUCAGAUGAAGCACGCGGAUGGGCUCAUCCUUAUAAAGCACGCCUCUAAUUAUGGUACGAAGUAAUGCAGAUAGAUCCGCCGAGACAACAACCACAAUUUGGCGGAAAUAUUGACUAAAUUUGUGUAUUUAUUUAUGUUCAUGUAUUGGUUCUACAUACUCAAGUAUAAUUAAAUGAAGUUUGAUUUCAGUUUGCAUUAUUGACUAUUCAAAGAAAUAUAAAGUAAAUUUAAGUGGAUUCAACAUACAUAAUUUACUU